Messenger RNA from Ceratitis capitata (Mediterranean fruit fly), 5280 nucleotides. RefSeq names its product dynein assembly factor 1, axonemal homolog (gene dtr). Bases 97 to 5139 code for a protein of 1680 amino acids. NCBI's taxonomy places the organism in Eukaryota, Metazoa, Arthropoda, Insecta, Diptera, Tephritidae. The transcript has 6 exons. Gene Ontology annotation, molecular function: protein binding. The record is from RefSeq and is a predicted model, not a curated record.
AAUAAUACUAAGAAAUAACAACAACAAUAUAAUAAAAAAACGUAAGUGGUCAAAUACUUAGCGCUCCCAAGACGAAAACCAAUAAACAGAGCAGUUAUGGAACGCUAUUACGUAAGCGGUGAUCGGAAGGGAUCCCAAUUAUGUGAGACUGUUGGUAACGAAAAAACUGAACGAAAGGAAAUAACCGGCUUGACGCGCAUCACUAAGAAACGUCUAAAGGAACUCUGCAAAAAAGAUAAACUCUACCAAACGCCAGCGCUCAAUGAUGUACUCUAUCUACAUUAUCAGGGCAUCGACUGCAUUGAGUGCUUGGAGGAAUAUACCGGUUUAAAAUGUCUCUGGUUGGAGUGUAAUGCCAUCUCCGAAAUACAGGGUCUCGAUAAUCAGAAGCAACUCAAAUGCCUCUUUCUACAAAAUAAUUUAAUAAAACGCAUAGAAAAUUUGGAAAACUGUACAGAAUUAGAUACACUGAACUUAGCAUCGAAUCAUAUUAAAAAAAUCGAAAAUUGUGGUUUCGAAGUGCUGCCCGUGUUGAGUACUUUAAAUUUAUCCUCGAAUUAUUUGAAAGACUUUGAUGGUCUUAAAGAUUUGGAAAAUUGUCAAACACUUUCAGUGCUGGAUUUGUCGAAUAAUCGCAUCGAUGAUAUUUUGGUGGUGAAGAUUUUUGCCAAAAUGCCACAAUUGCGUGUUUUGGUGUUGCAAGGCAAUCCGGUCGUCUCUAAGUUACCGCAAUAUCGUAAGACGCUGAUACUAGAAUGUAAAGAACUUACUUAUUUAGACAGUCGACCAGUGUUUCCCAAAGAUCGUGCUUGCGCAGAAGCCUGGAAAGCAGGCGGCUACGAAGGAGAGCGUAAAGAAAAUGAACGUUGGAAUCGUAUGGAACGUAAAAAAAUACGUGAUAGCGUUAAUGCUACAAUUCGUAUGCGAAAUAAGCAUAGGCCACCAGAUCAACAAGAUCCCACAUUCAAUUCAUCCGAUUCUGAAGAAGAAUCCACAGAAGUUAAACAACAUCGUCAAGCCGAAGUGGAUGCUGGCAUAAAUAUGGAGCUGGGUAUUUGGGAAGAAGUUGUUAACGAGGAUACCAAAUCCGAAACAGCUUCGUCCGACUUGAAUGUCAGCUCCUCAACAUCGGUGCUGAGUACAACAGAUUCAAAUGCGAAUAUUUCGGUGAAUUCAAAAUCUCUAGAAUCCCGUACAAAUCUUGACAGGGAUGAAAAGGUUAUGAACAACUCAACAGAAACGAAGUUGCAAGUUUUAGAUGUAGCAACAGAAGGCAAUAUGGAGAGCAUCUUGCAAGUCGUUGAGACCGAUAAUGAAGCAAAAGAGCGGAGCGAGGCAGGGCAAAAAGGGCUUACAAAUACUGUACCAAAGCGUAUUCUUAUAGAGGAGCUGGCCGACCCUGCGGCAGCAAAUGAGGAGAGCGUUGUUGAUCUAACAAGUCGUGUUGUGGAGCGUUUGCUCGAUACAGAGAUCUUACCAGCGGUUAUAGAGCAUGCGCAUCGUUUAAACAAACGUCAAACAAUACAUAACCUCUCUGACUCCGACGACGCUGGCAAAGAUGAGUACACUGACACUGUGAAUGCAAUAUGCCAGAUUACUAAGAAUGAUCUGUCAACAACCACGCCGAAGAAACGCAUCAAACUGCAAAUAGAAACCGAGGAGAAUUUAGAUGCGCUGGAGAUAGAGGAAGAAGAAAUGGAUUUUGGCGAAAACUUGGAAGUGGAAAUAGAGCAAAGAGAAUAUUGUGUUGAGCGCGAAGUUGAGAAAACAGGGGAUGAGGUCGAGCAUGUUAUAGCAAAGACGGCUGAAGAAAUUAAAUUUGAACAGGAAUGCGCCGAAGUAAAUCAAAAAGUGGUCGAAGAUUUUGAGCAGCUCUCAAUUAGUAUGAAUGACUUUUUCGAAGAAAUGCAGAAAGACAAAGAAGCGGCAGCCUCAGAGGUUUCCUGUGCCGAGCGUGCUUGUGAAAUUGAGUGUGUUGUAAAUAAUAUAGCAGUGGUAGAAACGCAGGAUCCUAUACUGCUUAUGCUACAUAGAGAGCCCUCACCUGAGAAACACAUUGUCACCAUUGUAGAACAUACGAGCGUUGCGCAAUUAGGCGACGAUGUGGAACGUGAAAAAAGCGCUGAAACUGAUAAGGACACGAAUGAAAGUCACAAAGAUGAGAACAGCGUGGAUAUGCCACCAGAGGCCAGUAGUGUUGAGAAGCACAAUUUAUCAAACUCUAAAGCUCCUGAGUUAGAGCCAUUACGUGUGUGUGAUGUGCCAGGUGAUCACGCCGACCUACCAGCGCCAACAAUAGAACUCGUGGUUGAUUACGGUAAAAAAGCCGAUACGGAGGAGACUAAAGAGUUUGCUACAGAUGCGGCACCUAACUUCGCUCGGCUGCAGCCUACAGCUCAGGCUUCUUUCGAACGUGAAGAACGCGAACUGCGCCAAUUGCUUCAAAAGCUCGAGAAUGAAAAUGAACGGUUAUAUAAAAUCAAUGACGCCUACCGACGCGCGCUGGAGAAGGAUAUACGCGAAGAGAUUAAGUAUAAAGACAAAGAGAGCAGCGAGAAUGCGAAUAAAAUAUGUGGUGAAAUAGUAAAAGAUCUACUCGAUGAAUUGUCGAUAUUGGAACAAAGAAACGAGCAACCGCCAAAACCGAAGUGCUAUGAAUUUGGUGACAUUGAGUCGGAUGAAGAAUACAGCUACACAGACCCACCAAAAGCAAGUGAGCCACCAGUGCGUAGCAUUCGUGAAGUAUUGGGUUCCUUCAAUGAGCUACUGCAGGAGAUCACCCGCAAGAAUAAAACCGAGGCAGAACGCAAAGAACGCGAAGGCACCGAAGCAAUUCAACGCCAACACGCGUCGACGGAAGCGGAAAAAGCGAAAAGCUUACAAAACUUGCUGAACUCAACGAAUCUGCGCGAGUUUAACAGCGACACCAAUGAAACGCUCGAUCAGCAAAUCGCUGUUGAGCGCAAACGUGAGAGCGAACGGGUACGCAAGCUUGUGGAUCGUGUCUAUGCGCAAAAAGAUAAGUACAAUGACACCUUGGAAGUGGUAAACGGUAAGUUGGUGGUGGUGAAGAAGGAUACCGGCGAGAUAGAAGAAUUGCCCACUAGCAAAUUAGAAUACAGCGACAGUGAAGACACGGAUGAUUACGAGUCGGCGAACUCAGAUAAUGACAAUGAAAACGAAGCGACGCAUUUGUGGGAUGCGAAGGUGAAACGUGAGGAGAACGUGGCUGGCAGCUUCAAAUUGCCCUAUAGACCAACCGAGCGCAUACCUGCCUUACAAUUAAUACAACGCACAAAUGCGUUGAAGGAAAAAGAGUAUGCAGAGCUUGAAGCCGCUGAGGAAGCGGAAAAUGAGCAAUUUUACUCAUUAGAACCAACGAAGCCAACAGAAUUUCACGACAUCGAUGACGAGUUCAUAGACAAGCUGGAUUUCGAGAAGGCGUCGCUUGAGAAACAAAAUGUGGACGGCGUGGUGGUAGAGGCGGCACGCAGCUAUACAGAUUUGAAACAAAUAUUGGAUAAGGACAAGCAAGAAUUGCGUCUCACUGACGAUGAAAACUGUGUAUUAGAGCGCAUGAAGAGACGCACCGGCGACCUACAGACGGAGGCAAAGCAAACAACGGAUUCACUCACAGCCGAAGAGAACGAGCUACUGCACAAGUUAGUGCAGCGCACAAAAGAGAGAGAGAAAGAAAAACAGGAAACACGCCAUUCACAAACAGAGUUGCAUGAAAGCAAAGUAAAACCGACACUCUCGAAGCAGACAAUGAAAAUUCUGGAACUAAAGCAAAACCCAUCACAAACUGAUGAAACUCAGCAGGAUAAUGCGAGUGGCUUUAUGAAUAUCAAACAAUUAGAUGCACAAUUUCCCAUACCACACGCCUUCAGAAGCAUGUUAGACGACUAUGACCUGGGCAGCGUCAGUGCGUCAAAGUUGAGCUUCGCUGAGCCUCAACCUGAAAUAACCGUUUUGUACAGCAAGGAAACGAAAGAACCUGAGGAAGAGCCAUAUGAGUGUGAGCUGAAUAGUGGACUUUUCCGCAACCCGCUUGAAUUGAGUCGAGGCGGUGUAGCGGCUGCAUCACGUGAGUGUGACGACGAAGUUUUCCUUGAGCUAGAUACAAGCUAUGAGGACGUACCGCCAACAAGCGAUGAACUAGAAAACGCUGAAACAGCAGAGCUGUGUAAGCAGUUGGUAACGGCGGAACUCAUAUUGGAAAAGAAAGUCAACGAAGUACCGCGUCAGUUGAGCGUAAUACCCUCCUCACCUCGACAGGCGUGCAAUGUUUUGCAUGAGAAACACGAGCGUCUUAGAGAUGUGGCUGUGAGUGUGCUUAAAUUUGAUGGCAGCAAUUACGAGGAGUACGGUAUUGAUCAAGAAACAGCACGUGGUGUUGUGGCAUAUGAGAAAAUGCUGAACUAUGGUAUGCCGGAAGUAGUGGAAGAGUUUCUCGAUGCGCCAAUGGACGAGCAGGAAAUGAUGAAAAGUGUAACUGAAGCGUUGCAAAGGAAUGAAAUGAAAGAGGUGCCAGAGGAUAAACCAGUCGUCGGAGAUAACAUGAGCAGGCAGCAAACUGACAGCAGUCUCACAGAAGAAUAUAAGCAGACAAUACCUUCAAGUGAUUGCAACGCGCAGCAAAUUGAACGGAAACCACAAGAGCUGCCAGAUUUUGCUGAAAUGACUAAGCAAAACGUUAACAAAUUGGAGCAUCUCGAAGAUGAGAUCUCGAAUUAUCUAACCGACAUCACAGCACAUUUACAAACCCAAGUGGGUGCUAAGAGAACUCUCCAUGAAGCUGAGCUACAAGAAAUAUCAGACGAGUAUAAGGACUUUCCGGUUGUUCAACGCAAAAUCGCCGUUGCAAACGAAACCACUGCCACACCAGCAGAAACACACGCUGCCAACGUCAAACCCUCCGCUAGUGGUUUAGAAAGAGCACGCAGUCUUACUAAUCUACUAAAAUCACCAAUUCUCAGACAGUUCAACGAAGAUACCAACGAAAGUUUGGAUGCGCAAAUUCAGGCUGCGCAGGCAAAUCAGUUCGAUUUAAUUGAAUGUAAUCUAGAGGUCAUCAAUGCUGAUGGUGAAGUGGUCAAUGAAAUUUCGGUAAAUGCAGAGAUUACAUAUAAUCCUUAAAAACAACAACAAGAACAUUGAAAAUUUUACAAAAUUAUAACGGUUAUAUUUUUUAUAAAACACUAGCACAACUCUUGGAAACAUAUUAGUAUGUCUCACUGUCCAUAGCGAAUAAAUAUAGAUGUAAAAAUGCAUAUAACA